This is a messenger RNA of Sitodiplosis mosellana (orange wheat blossom midge), 3754 nucleotides long. Its product is annotated as cuticle protein 6-like. The record is from RefSeq and is a predicted model, not a curated record. Lineage: Eukaryota; Metazoa; Arthropoda; Insecta; Diptera; Cecidomyiidae. Gene Ontology annotation, cellular component: chitin-based extracellular matrix. The transcript has a single exon. The coding region runs from base 2709 to 3359 and encodes 216 amino acids. Gene Ontology annotation, molecular function: structural constituent of chitin-based larval cuticle.
AUCAAUUUGUUUGAAUUAUACAUGAAACCCAUGAAAAGCGCGGCAAUUUUUGGUUGCCAUGGCUACUAUGUUUAUAUAUUGAAUGAUACUUUCGCUAAUGAGACGACGACCUUUAACAAGGAGAAGAGAAAGAGCGAAAAAUGCAUAAUCGAAUUGCAGACGUCAAUAAACGUAUCGAUCGACGAACAAUGUCCGAAAGUAAUGUACAGCGCUUCAGCAUAUCCAUUUAUGGUCAUUGUAGAAUAUAUUGUUCAUGAUCUUAAUUAUGUGCAGACAGGUCGUAUGACAAUGCGACAACAUUUAAUUGUAUUUUUAAGAUGCGUUUAGAAAGUAAUCGAAUCCAUCCAUCCACCGAUCGAUCGUUUUGUCCCAUUCAAUACAAUUCAAUUUCAGUUGCUGCUUCGUACGACCGGUUCUAGCAGUGGGAUGUUGUCAGCAUUGCUAAAAAACAUUUAAUUAACUCUUGUUAUGUUCUUAAUCAUUUUCGUUUCGUUUCGUUCUUUCGGAAACCACUUAAUUUGCAAAAUGAUGAAAUCGAUUAUUCACACACACAGGCAAAUGGUAAGUAAAUGACACUCGAUCUUCGGUUUGGAAGAGAGAAAAAAACGUGAGUGUAAUUGAUGGUAUGUAUGUCUUGGGAAGUGUAGCAGCUGCACUGUCUAGAUCCUUGUCAAUGUGGUACCAGACCAAAUUUCUUAAUUCUUUUUUUUUCGUUCCAACCAAAAACCAACAAAAUAAAAAAAAUUAUAGACCAAUUUAAAUUAGCACCUUUUUGAUCGAUGCAAUUGACAAACCGCAAUGAAACAAAGAGACAAAUAAAAGACAAUCAUCCACACACGUUGUCGUUACACGGCUUUGGUUAAGUGUUCCACAUAAUUUUACACGACGUAACUCGGCGACUCGAUUUGGCUUUUGAUUUUGUAAUUUGAUAAUAAUAAUAAUUCCCAAGACAUCUAAUUUAUCCGAUUUAAGCGAAAGUGAUUUUUUCUAUGGUUUCGGCGUUUUGUAAUUGAAGACGCAUUAUGCAGUGUUAUGAAGUAGAAUUUGUAACUCGGAACAGAAUGUGAUCAGCAGCAGCAGCAGCAGCAGUAGUAGUAGUAGUAGCAUGUUUAUCAACCGAAUAAUUUGCAUGCACUCAAUUAUAAUAGUUUCAACAAAUUUGAUAUUUUGUUGUUGAUCUAUAUGUUUUACGUCGGAUUUUGGUCGAGAAGCAACGGCGACGACGUCGACACUGACAACCAACGCCAAUAACGGCAGUAGAGUAACACUCCGUUGUUAAAAAUGGUAGAUGCAUAGAAUUAAUGAUGCCGAUGUUUGAGACAAAUAAUUGAAAUCAAAGUUAAAGCCAUGCAAGUAUCGAAAGUAUUGAAGGUCAAUUUAUUAGUGUUGCUUCUUUAAGAUGGAGCUCCAUUUAUAAAAUGCCACACAUCUAUAUACACAAUCCGUUUCAUCGUACAUUUAAAAUAAAAAAAUUAAAAAUCAGAGCAAAUGAGAUACUAGUUCGAGUGUCUGUCGAUGCCAAGCGAUCUUAUUGUUAGCGACGAACUACAAUAUACCGGCAAUGUAUCCUUUGUGUAUAGCGCACACCCAUUACAGCCGUCAUUUAAUGGCGCAUGACUGUGAUGGAUCUUCUUUUGUCAGUGAAUGCGAUCAUCUGUGUUUCGUUAUUUCACAUUCUUUGUGCAUUCGAAAAAGGAGGAUUUAAUGAAUCACGCACAAUGCAUCAACCAUAAAUGGUGUAUGGUGGUCGGUCGCGCGCUCUUAUCUUUGGCGACCUUGCCAACAGGCGCAGAAUGUGAAUCGAACAAUCGAAUAGAUACAUAUGUAUACAAGAAUAUAUUGUAAAUGCGGUACCACUUCGUUGUUCUCGUUAUUUCUUGCCGUGGCUGAUCUUCUUCCGUGCUGUAAAAUGAUACGCGCAUACAUCAUCACCGAUCCUCGUGAUAUAUAUCACACAAUUGGUGCACUAAACGUAGUAUGAGCUAAUCUAGAAGGAAAUUUAUGUGCACACUCACACGUUUCAUAAAAGCGUCGACCGAAAAAACACAAAAAAUGAAUAAAAGACCACAGCAACGACGUCGAAAGAAAAAAAAAAUUGUAACGUGAUAAAGUGGUAAGGCGAAAGAAACAGAAACAAGAAGAUCGAGGUCGCUUAUAUUUGAUGCACAUAUAUGUGCGUUCUUUCAGCACCCAGCAAAUGAUAUGCAAUGGAUUGGCUUUCGUGUGGCACGUUGCAAGUACAUGCAAUUCCCAUUUAAUAUAGGCUGUAUCUCUAUUCACAUCAUGAAUAUGUGAAUCUCCGAAACUGAAAACCAGUAAUCAUUGCACGCCAAUGUAUCAUAUGCUUCUCUUUUCUGCUUUAUUUUCUGCGUGUGCUUCACCAUUAUUAGUUGCAGUGUUUCAUCAUGUAAUGAAAUAUAGACGACCGGCGCGACGACAAGCGUCGUAGCCGUUGCUGUUGUCGUCGUCGUCGUUGUCGGCGGCAGCAGCGGCGGUGGUGACGAUUGGCCAAGACAAAUCGACUCACAAAAGAAUGGUAUAAAAAGCCAUGCACGAGUCCAAGAAUCAUCAGAACCGAUAAGCCAUAGAGCGAGUACUGGAUAGUUGAAUCAUACAAAAACCAGCAGCGCUUUAGUUUGAAUUUACGUGGUUCACGUUCAAUUUUAUUAAACUCAUAUUUUUUAAACCCGAAAAAACUCAAUUUCAAAAUGAAAACGCUUAUCUUUGUGUCAGCAUUGUUUGUGGCCGUGUUUGCUGCACCACAAACCAUUCUAACGCCAACGAUCAUCACCGCUCAAUCGCCAGUCAUCAGCCAAUAUCAUUCACAAGACACGCUCGGCCAAUACUCAUACGGAUAUAACGGUGGUCAAUCGGCUAAAGUUGAAUCGAAAUCCAUCGAUGGCGUCACCCGUGGUUCAUAUAGUUACGUUGAUGCUGAGGGCCGUCUUCAAACUGUGGAAUACACGGCUGAUUCAGUAAAUGGAUUCCGUGCUGCUGCCACCAACCUGCCAAAAGCAGCGUUGAAUGGAAUCGGUGAUACACCCGAAGUUGCACAAGCCAAGGCCGAACAUUUCCGUGCAUUCAAUGAAGCAUCGCUUCGUGCAGCCGCCGAACCAGAUAACGAACAACCAGCACAAAUUCUUGCCAUUUCAUCGUCAGCGCCCGGCGCAUUCUCAUACUCAUUCAACACUCCAACAUUUUAUGCCGGACGACAAUUGAUUGCCGCCCGUUCAUUGCCAUUCGCCAUUCAAUUGAACAACAACAAUGGGCCACAGGACACACCAGAAGUUCAACAAGCCCGAGCCGAACACUUCAAAGCAGUUGAAGAGCAAAAGGCUCGCAUCGCUGCCGCUCAGUAGGAUAUAUUCUUUUUGUAUCAUUGAUUUUUGGAAUCUUUAGGAAAACCGAGUGUCUGAUAACAACGAAAAAAAAAAAUCGAACCCAACCGAUCUUGUGUGAUCAACAUAAAUUCAAAUCCAAUAUCCCCCUUUUUUACCGCUGUUAAAUGCUAUAUUCCUUAACGCAACAACAACACAACAAAAAGAAAUUAAUUAACAAUUGUUAACUAGUACAGGUUCAUUCCGAAAGAGCAAAGCAGAUUACGAAACGAUGUGUUGAUAACGAUUGAUUGAUGAAUUGGCGCGAUUGGUUAUAAACUAAGAUAAGAAAUAAUUGUGAGUGUUAUUACCAUUGCCACGUAAAUGAACGAAAUCUGCAAUUUAAAUAAAAAAAACAAUAAAAUUCAUAAAAUCGA